Tachyglossus aculeatus (Australian echidna) is the source of this 1409-nucleotide messenger RNA. Its product is annotated as hepatitis A virus cellular receptor 2 homolog. The coding region runs from base 27 to 827 and encodes 266 amino acids. The record is from RefSeq and is a predicted model, not a curated record. The transcript is spliced from 7 exons. NCBI's taxonomy places the organism in Eukaryota, Metazoa, Chordata, Mammalia, Monotremata, Tachyglossidae.
UCCCUGGCUUUUCUUCAGCAGAUGGCAUGUCUCUUCAUUUCUUACUCAGCUGGAUCCUGACGCUGAUAAUUACAGAUCUCUCAGUAUCUGAAAAAAUAGUGAAAAAAGUGGGUGACGAUGCCACGUUACCCUGCUCAUACUUGGUGCAAAAUCCAAAUGACCUCACAUCCGUGUGCUGGGGCCGUGGAAGAUGCCACUUAAAUGGCUGUGGGGAUACAAUCGUCAAGACGGAUGGAAAGAAAGUGAUCUUCCAAAGCAACAGCAGAUACAAUUUAAAGGGGAAUCUCCUCAAAGGGAAUGUUUCUCUGACUAUAACUGGGGUGACAAAAGCAGAUAGCGGGAUGUAUUGCUGCCGGGUAGAGAUCGCUGGUUGGUUUAACGAUGAGAAAAAUAACCGGGAACUGGAGAUUUGGCAAGCCAAGCCUUCUCCUGUUCUAACCACAGCCAAGGGUACCACUUCAAUUCUUCCAGCUAAUGUCCCCACGGAGGAACACAAUUCAGUGACUUUCACAAGAAAUUACACUUCAAGCAGUCACCAGAAUCAAACUUCAACCAAAAUGACAAAGGAGCCUCAAGACAUGAACACAAGGGCAACAGCAGUGUAUAUUGGCAUCAGUACCUUAGUUGGUUUAUCUCUCUUCACGCUCCUUGCUGUAAUUAUUUUCAAAAGGAAUUUGAAAAAUGGAGGCAAGUUGCAGAAUUUAAGUGCCAUCUCAAAGUUCAGUCCCCAACGCCCAGGGACACAGUUGGCAAUGGAAGAAAGGCCCCACACGGAGGAAAACGUCUACAGCAUAGAGGAAAAUGCUUAUGAAAUAGAAGAUGGGUAGGGAUCCCCAGGGAGUUUUGAUGACCAAAGCAGCUAAUACAGAAAAUCACUCACCACAUCCAUAUGUGUUUCAUUUUCAAGACAUCUAAUGGUUUCAGAUCUUGUUUCCCCUUUCAGGGAAUCAACACGACAUGCUGAGAGACCCUUAUGCAUAAUGAGCUAUGAACUCUGAAUAUUGCAUUGUUAACAUUAUAGCAGUACCAACCUUUUAUAUGACUAGGAGCCCAGGAGCUCCCACAGAACUCUGUUAUAUUGUACUCUCCUAAGCACUUACUAUAGUGCUCUACACAUAGUAAGUGCUCAGUCAAUACCAUUGAUUUACUGAUUGGUAACACUUGUGUUAAAUGGUGGGAUAAGAUUUACAAUGAGGUCUUCAAAUACAGUUCAGCAUUAAACCUGUGCUUAUCAUAACCCAAAUGCUUUAGCAGACAUUUGAGAAUGGGAUUGGGAAUCAGCAGAUCUGUAAUCUAGUCUAGGCUGAGGUACUUUUCUGCUGAGUGUCCUAGACCAGGUAACAACUUCUCUGUACCUCAACUUCCUCCAUCAUAAAAUGGGGAUAAAAUACCUAUUCCCCCCCCUGGUU